Messenger RNA from Exaiptasia diaphana, 5641 nucleotides. RefSeq names its product collagen alpha-1(I) chain. Lineage: Eukaryota; Metazoa; Cnidaria; Anthozoa; Actiniaria; Aiptasiidae. The record is from RefSeq and is a predicted model, not a curated record. Bases 348 to 5234 code for a protein of 1628 amino acids. The transcript has 67 exons. Gene Ontology annotation, molecular function: extracellular matrix structural constituent.
CCGACAAAAUAGAUAAUUCCUCCCAAUAUAGUGAUAUAGUUCUGAAAUAAUUGAUUCUAAGUGCGCUAGACUGGAGUUCUACUUUAUGGGACGCUGUUGACGAGUACCACUGUCAUUCCCCCCGUCCAGACUACAAAGGACCCAUAAGCAAUUGAACGGUAAUUCAAUCCAUCAGUAUCGGCCCGUUCACAGGAGUCUGGGUGUGUUACGUGGAUAUCCAAGAGCCUGAACUCGAGUCGACUAGCAUUAGCUUACUGUCUAGCACGCAUUGCCGGGGAAAGGCGAGCGUAUUUGUAGCAAGUAGAACCUUCAUGCUUCAGCCCUGAGUGCUUUUCUGGGUUGAAAAGAUGAGGUUCGUUAGCACAUGGAUCGCUCUUUUCCUUAGCGUGUCUACUUGGGUCGUAAAGGGGCAGACACCAAUAUAUGAUAUUGCCCUUAAAGGAGAACCCGGAGAGAAAGGUGUYCCCGGACCACCGGYAAGUGAUUUAUAUCUGAAUAAGAAGUCCUAUUACGCUCCAAUUUUGAUAUCUGGUCUUUAUGGCCCUGUAGGAGUAAAGGGACCGGCUGGUCUAGCAGGAGAGCCAGGUGACCCGGGUCCAAAAGGCCCACCUGGACAAACUGGACCACGUGGCACAGUCGGCGCACCUGGAGAACCAGGUCGACCAUUAAUAAAAAGAAUAGGAAUACCMGGUCCCCCGGGUGCACGUGGUGCAAGGGGARCACCCGGUCUUCAAGGACCACCUGGUCUUGCUGGUGAGCCCGGUGAACCGGGAGUCCCGGGAUUACGUGGAGAGCCCGGUAGCAAUGGUGAACCUGGUUCGGCAGGAAAUCCUGGUCGCGCAGGAAUAAAUGGAACUAACGGACCACCUGGUGUUCCUGGACCCCCUGGUCCUCAAGGCCAAGCCGGACCAAAAGGCGAACCAGGCAACAAAGGAGAUCAGGGCUUCAAAGGGGACCGCGGACGAACAGGUUUACGGGGACCAAAGGGAAACCGCGGAGAUCGUGGUCUUAAGGGGGCUACAGGCAUUGCCGGGGAUGCAGGAAAGAAUGGAACUGACGGAGCUCCAGGUUCACCAGGAGAGGCUGGUCCUGAGGGCCCUCGUGGAGCAAUUGGAAGAAGAGGAGAACCUGGAGACCAAGGACAAGCUGGACAAACGGGGCCGCAAGGAUUACCAGGUUCGCCUGGAAUACCUGGUCUUUCUGGAGAGAAAGGAUCGAAUGGAGAACCUGGUCCUGCUGGAGAACAAGGACCUGUGGGUCCUGAUGGCAAUGCUGGCCCGCCUGGAAAACAAGGAGAUAGCGGUGGAGCGGGUCGCCCCGGACGAAAUGGAGCUCCAGGUCAGAAAGGUUCUGCGGGACCUCCUGGCCCGAUGGGACCUCAAGGCUUACCAGGUGGUCCUGGACGACAGGGAGAUCCUGGUGGUGACGGACGGCCUGGUGCACGAGGAAAGAGRGGAGAUAAUGGCAGAAAUGGACAGCGAGGUCUACCAGGCGCACCCGGUGACAGAGGAGAUACAGGCCCUCAAGGACCGCAAGGACCACAAGGUCCAGUUGGUCGACCAGGUCGCCGCGGUAAAGUUGGAUCUCCAGGCAAACAGGGUGCUGCAGGACCAAUUGGUUCUGUUGGACCACGUGGUGUUGGUGGCCGUCCAGGAAGCAUUGGUGCUGACGGUGAAAACGGAGAACGCGGACUUCCCGGUGUUGAUGGAACCAAGGGAGAUCGUGGUCCUGAUGGUACUCCUGGUGAAGACGGCAUUCCUGGAGCUAGGGGAGCUCCAGGACCAUCAGGCGAUCCGGGUCGAAAUGGAAAAGAUGGCGCAAAGGGUGAAGCCGGUAAAGAUGGAGACAAUGGCUUGGGUGGACCUACUGGACCCCCCGGAAUUCCUGGACAAAUGGGAACUAGCGGACAGAAAGGAGAACAAGGCGCACCUGGCAAACCAGGCAGUUCUGGAGCUGCUGGUCUCCGAGGAGCCCCCGGUGCUCGAGGAAACUAUGGUGCGCGUGGCGAACCAGGAAUUCCUGGAAGAGAUGGUACACCCGGUCAACGAGGUGAACCAGGUCCAAUUGGUAUUCCUGGUCUAGCUGGCCAACAAGGUGAACCAGGACCUCAAGGACCACCUGGGCCCGACGGAAAGAGAGGUGGUGUAGGUGAGCGUGGACAGGACGGCCUUCCUGGACAAGUGGGUGUCCCAGGACCACAAGGAGAACGUGGAGCAAGAGGUCUAAAUGGGAAAUCUGGAGAAAAAGGAAAAGCCGGCGAGGCAGGAGCCGAUGGAACACCAGGUGAACGGGGAGAACAAGGAAGCCCUGGACCUGUUGGAUCCCCAGGCGCUUUGGGUAACCCAGGACGACCAGGUCAACCCGGCCCAGCAGGACCUAAAGGAGAAGGCGGUGAUCCUGGUCCAACUGGUCGACGAGGAAACACCGGAACAGACGGUAAACGUGGAUUUGCUGGACUUCCUGGUAAACCUGGACCCAUGGGACCACGAGGAAACAGAGGUGCUGCUGGUACCCCUGGUACUCCUGGCUUUUCUGGACAACCUGGUUUAACCGGUGUGCGUGGACCCCCUGGACCACCUGGAAGACCCGGUGAUAAUGGAAAUCAGGGACCCCCUGGUUCUGUUGGUCGUCCUGGUCCAAUUGGCGAACUUGGAGCGCCCGGAGAACAAGGAAGCCCUGGUGAUCCUGGAGCUCCUGGAGAAAUGGGCCCUCUCGGACCAAAUGGCGAACCUGGCCUAAAGGGCGGCAGUGGUCUAGCUGGAGCUAUGGGCUCCCCAGGAUCUCCUGGUGCAACUGGGCGAACCGGACAAGUUGGACAAUCGGGUCCACAAGGGCCUCAAGGACUCGACGGUGAACGUGGCUUGGACGGCGAAAAGGGUGAUCCAGGUGCACCUGGUCUUAAUGGCAAGCGUGGUAUUCAUGGACAAGCGGGGGCAGACGGCAAAGAUGGAACCCGAGGACGACGAGGAGAACCAGGACGAGAUGGUGACCGAGGACCAAAUGGCGACAAGGGACCACGUGGUAUACCUGGUCGUUCUGGAGCGCCCGGAAACAGGGGACCACCUGGACCUCGUGGACCACAAGGACCAAGGGGUGACAGCGGUGAUGGGGGACGCGAUGGAAACCCAGGCCAGCAAGGCUCUCCGGGAGAAGCUGGCUCUAAAGGACGACGAGGACGUGCAGGAUUCCCCGGACGUCCCGGAACACCUGGAUCUAGAGGAGCACCAGGAAACACAGGCCGACCAGGAUUUAAGGGCAAGAAAGGUUUCUCUGGACAGCCUGGAAAACCUGGACUUCCUGGAGCUCGUGGACGUAUUGGACCUCAAGGCUUAACUGGAGAUCGUGGAAGGCCUGGCCAACAAGGACGACCUGGAGAGGCUGGCGCUCCUGGUGAAGUUGGAAUUACUGGAGACAGAGGAGACAAUGGUGCCAAAGGAAAUCGUGGUUCCCGUGGAAGGAGAGGUCAAAAGGGCCAAAAAGGACAUCCUGGUUCUCCUGGCCGAGUUGGCUUCCCAGGCCGAAGAGGCCCAGAGGGAGAUCCAGGCAGCCCUGGUGGAGCCGGUGAAGAAGGAGAUAAGGGAGUCGACGGUCCUCCAGGUGUAAUUGGCCCACAGGGCUUCGCAGGCCCAGCGGGUCCAAACGGUGCUAAAGGAGUCCAAGGAAGACCUGGCCCCAAUGGAUUCCCUGGUCAAGAUGGCCGAAGGGGACCACCUGGACCUCCUGGACCUCGGGGCGAUGACGGUGCCGUAGCACCACAAAUGGUYCAAUUUUCAAGAGGAGAUCCCAAUAAGGCAGGUGGAGCCGGUGGAGCCGGUGGAGGAGGUGGUAAUGGUGGUGGAGGAGGAGGUGGUAACGGAGGAAAUGGUCUCUUAACUGGUGGCGGAGGCGGAGGCGGAGGCGGAGGAGUAUCAGGAGGAGCUGGAGGAGCAGGCGGAGCUGGAGGAGCAGGCGGAGCUGGAGGAGCAGGCGGAGCUGGAGGAGGUGGUGGAGCUGGUGGUGGUGGUUCAUUUGGUGGUGGUGGCGGAGGAGGUAGUUUUGGUGGCGGAGGAACUGGCGGAGGAGGUAGUUUUGGUGGCGGAGGAACUGGCGGAGGAGGUAGUUUUGGUGGCGGAGGAGGUAGUUUUGGUGGCGGCGGAGGAGCUGGUGGCGGAGGAGCUGGUGGCGGAGGAGCUGGUGGUGGAGGUAGCUUUGGUGGUGGCGGAGGAACUACUACAAUUGGAGGUGGAGGUUUUGGUGGAGGUGAUGGCCAUGGUGGAGGCAGUUUUGGUGGAGGUGAUGGUGGUGGAGGAGGAGGCAUGGGUGGAGGAGGAGGCAUGGGUGGAGGAGGAGGAGGCAGUUUUGGUGGAGGUCAUGGUGGUGGAGGAGGCAGUUUUGGUGGAGGUGAUGGUACUUUUACUACUACUACUGGUGGUGGUGAUGGUGGAGGAGGAUCUAUUUCAAUUGGUGGUGGAGACGGRGGAUUCGAUUUUGGCACAGGUUCAGGCGGAGCUGGAGGCGGACGAAAGAAACGAUCUCUUGGAGAAGUUGGUUCCCUUGACAUCGAUAGCAACAAGGCGGCGACCGAUGAGUGGAGUCGUAUGGCCUAUCAAAUAGCUAAUGAAAUGAUGACAUUUGAACGCCGAAAUGGAACCAAACAAUUCCCCGCCAAAACGUGCAAAGAUCUUGCCAUAUGCUAUCCAAGCUUGAAGAGUGAUUACUACUGGAUUGAUCCCAACCUGGGAUCCAACAAAGAUGCUGUUAGAUUAUACUGCAACAUGACCUCCAAAUCUACAUGUGUUCCUCCCAAACAACAAGUAAGCCGCAAGAAGUGGAUGUCAUUUAACAAGAAUGGCUACAGCUGGUUCUCCGAUGAAAUGACCAACGGAUUUAAGAUUCAAUAUGAUAUCGAUGAAGUCCAAUUAUCUUUACUCCAACUCUUGAGUAGCAAGGCUGACCAGCUAUUCACGUAUCACUGUAAGAAGUCACUUGCCUGGCAUGAUCCCAAAAUAAACUCUGCUAAAAAGGGCCUAAAACUUAUGGGCGCCAACGAGUAUGAAUUUAAAUCCAUGAGCAACCGACGAACUAAGCCAGUUAUAUUAUUAGAUGACUGUAAGGUCCGUGAUCUGCAAUGGCGUAAGACGAUUAUCAAGCUCAACACAAUGCAGUCCUCACGACUACCGAUUGUAGAUUUUGCCCCAUACGAUACAAGAGAUGGUGAAUUUGGAGUCGAACUCGGACCCGUUUGCUUCUCAUAAGCUGUACAUUAAGACUUAUGAAUUGUAAAAUUUCUGUGUUCCCAGAGAGAACUAGCUAGAAAAGUGGCUAGCUACUCAUGUUCGUUCUUAUUACUAGGUUUCAUUAUAUCACUCUCUUUCCAUUGCUAGAAAUAUCUUAAAUAGGAGGUUGAAAAUCUGUGUACUUGGUCCACUGUCUCACAUUAAAACUUUGUGUACAUCAUAUGCUUGUCUGAUAGGAAAAUAUAGAUUUUUCUUGUUUAUUGUUAGCAGUCGCUUAACGCCAGCCAAUGAGUGGUAUAUUAAUUAAAACCUUUGAAAUAUCAGUUAUAUAUGAAUAUCAUUAUUGUAUAAAAAGCCCCUGAUGGCUGUGAUUAAGGUUAUAAAGCAAUAGAAACUCUUUCAAUAAAGGAAAUAGAUUAUUAACA